Molecule: messenger RNA, 852 nt
Organism: Colletotrichum navitas
Lineage: Eukaryota; Fungi; Ascomycota; Sordariomycetes; Glomerellales; Glomerellaceae
Exons: 4
Coding region: 1-852 (283 amino acids)
Biological process (GO): mycotoxin biosynthetic process
Source: RefSeq, a predicted model, not a curated record
AUGGCCCCGGCAAGCAAAGGUAGAUAUCGUCGUCUCGCCGAAACAUACAACGACGACAGCCAAGAUGCCGAUGGAGGACAUGCAUGUGAUUGUCAUCAGAAAAUCAAGGAUUUGAGGAGAAGGCUCCUGGUCUGCAUCAUCUUGUGCUGCGCCCUUGCCAUCUAUAUCGUCUGCCUCGGUGUGCGUUUGUAUCCGAGACUCAUACGGCCCAUGGUUCCGUUGGGUGCCGAUCCAUGGGGCCUCGUUCCCUUCGAGGUGGGCCAGCCAGCUUCGUGGCGGUCAUUCUACAACGACUCACGAGACCCUUAUUGGAUUGACGAAGACACAUUCGACAACCUGGAUGACAUCCGGCGCGCCGUCCGGCGUCUCAAGUGGCUGCAGAACUCGACGAAUAUUCGUACAGGCGGCCGUACAACCAAAUAUCGUGAUAUGAACGGCAAAGAGGAUGUGCUACCUCCGUACCACGGCUCGACGUCGACCGAGUUGUUCGGAAUUCGCUCGUUUCAUCAGAUACACUGUAUUAUUGUCAUGGUCGAGGAUUACGGGCACCGCCUGCACGGCGAAUCUUCACAUUGGACACCAGGCCACGUCAUGCAUUGCAUUAACACGAUGCGGCAGCUGACGCAAUGCAUGGCUGACGCCACCCCGAUCUCUCUCAUCAAAGGCUCAGAAAGACACCUGGGCGACGGCCAGCAGAUGUUCUGCCGUGACUUCGAUGGCCUCCGGCACUGGGCCAACGCCCCCGAGCGAGGCGUUCGCUACGCCAUCACCUCGCCUCCAGGUGCUAAAGACGAGUAUGAGGAGAUCUGGCCUUACCCGGGGGAGUCGGAUCCUCCGGCGGACCUGUGGUGA